AUGACAGAAAAGAAACACCGGUCCCUCAAGGACCUCUUCAAGCACCUGUCGCUGCUGCUGCUGCUGCUGCUCAAUAAACUCGGCAAUCUGGACCACCGGCUGUUUCUUAGAAGAAGAAACCUGAAGCUGCUGCUUACGCCUCAGACCAGCUCGUCGCUGAAACCUGAUCUGGAGGAAUCCGUGAGGAAGGGCAAGGGGCACAGGAGAAAACACGAGCUGUCACACCUUUCGUUGAAACGGUUCUUCAAAAUCCUAAGACCUGAGCAUUUGGACGACGGCGUCAAGGAAAAAACUCCGCCCGAGUUGCCCCUUUCGCUGACGCUGGACUUGGCAAAGAAGUACGAUAUCGGCAAGUUGAUCGGCACCGGCGCCUCGGGCUCGGUCAACUUGGUCACGGCCCACGGCAACGAGAACGAGAUCUUUGCCGUGAAGAAAUUCCGGGCCCGCUUGAAGAACGAGCUGGAACACGACUACCAGACGAAGGUGAAGAACGAAUUUUUGAUUGGCGACUACCUCAAGCACCAGAACUUGGUGCACACCAUGGAGUUGAUCAAGGAGAAGCUGGAGUAUCUUAUUGUCAUGGAGUACUGUCCCUACGACUUUUUCAACUUGGUCAUGCUGGGCCUCAUGAAGGUGGAAGAGGUGUGCUGUUAUUUCAAGCAGAUUGUGAACGGUGUGGCCCAUUUGCACGAGGCGGGCAUCGCCCACCGUGAUUUGAAGUUGGACAACUGUGUGGUCAACCUGGACGGUGUGCUCAAACUCAUUGAUUUCGGCUCCGCAUUCCAGUACAGAAAAGACAGCAAAUCGAGUUCCGGCCCACAGACCAAAAUCCUCAAAGCCAAGGGUAUCGUUUUCGACACUACUACGCCGUACGAUGCCCGUUUGGCCGACGUGUGGUCCAUUGCCAUUAUCUUCUGCUGCAUGAUUCUCAAGCGUUUCCCAUGGAAACUCCCGAGAUCGAGCGAUCCGCUGUUCCGGUCUUUUGCUUGCCUCAAUAGUAUGGACGAGCCUGUCAGUGAGCAGGAAAUGGAAGAGAAGGACUCCAAGGGACCCAAGUAUGGUCCUGAAAGACUUCUUCGUCUUCUUCCGCAGGGAUCCAGACCUCUUAUCGCCAGCAUGCUCACCAUCGACACUACCAAGCGUUGUCUAAUAGGCGAUGUCCUCGCAGACCCCUUUUACAAAGAUAUCCAGAAUUGUUACUACGCCGAAGUGGACGAGAAGCCACAAGAGGAAUUCAAGGAAGCAAAGGAAGACAAUUUGCUGCCUCCACAGCCGCCAAUGUCGCCAGAGGCUGCUCUGUCGCCAGGCUCAGAAUUACAAACACCCAGCUCCAGCGGCUCAGGUACACCCAGAGUCUUGUCCCACGACGCCAUCAGCCACGACAACUCGGCCCACCGCUUCGGCAGUCAUAUUCACAAUCCCGAGGCCUUUGCCGGUACAACGGCCGUUAAACGUGUGGAGCGUUUCUUCAAGGCACCCAACCACACCCACCAUUUGGUUACAGAAAAGGAACUAGAGCAGAUCAACGCCGAGCGCCAGCGGGCCCGCAAAUUGAAGGAAUCCGGCACCGCCUAA
Molecule: messenger RNA, 1575 nt
Organism: Candidozyma duobushaemuli
Lineage: Eukaryota; Fungi; Ascomycota; Pichiomycetes; Serinales; Metschnikowiaceae
Product: putative serine/threonine protein kinase
Exons: 3
Coding region: 1-1575 (524 amino acids)
Biological process (GO): intracellular signal transduction; protein phosphorylation
Molecular function (GO): protein serine/threonine kinase activity; ATP binding
Source: RefSeq, a predicted model, not a curated record